AUGUCAGGAAUUCGGCAAGAGUAUAGUUGUGAGAAUAUCCAUGUAAUACUAUUUUCAUUUUUCAUGAUAGAAGGUUUGUUACUUUCUGCAUCAUUUACAACAGUGACUUUAAUGGGAGUGGAUCGGUUUCUGGCAAUUUUCUUGCAUCUUAGAUACAACGAACUAGUGACUCCAAAGCGAACGGUCACCGUAGUACUUGCGUCGUGGAUUUUCGGACUCGCUACCACUAUCAUCUCUGUCUUCUGGUAUUUUAAGGCUGGGGAGACACUUUUGCUAAUUUUUGGUUAUAGCUGUACGCUUUUACUUAGCAUCAUAUACAUUAAACUUUUUUCCGUCGCUCGUCAGCACGCAGCAAGCAUAAACAGCCAAGCGCAGGUGGCAAUACAUUUGUCAAGUUUCACAAGCAUGGCUCGGAGCAAAAACUUGGCCAUCAAAACAUUUUAUGCAUAUGUUGUAUUUUUGCUGUGUUAUUGUCCUUAUUUAAUCGUCUUAACUGUGUUGUUUGUUAGUUCACGGCCGCGUACAACAAUUAAGGGAGCUGUUCAACUUACAACAGUUUUAAUGAUGCUCAAUUCAUCGUUAAACCCUCUGGUGUUUGGUUGGAAAAUGAGGGAAGUUCGUCAAAACGUUAAGAAUUAUUUUAAAAGUAAAUUUUUCCAUAAAUCAGAUGAAGCCUUCUGUCGGGUUACACGUUUUAAUGAUGCUCAAUUCAUCGUUAAAACAGCAGCCAAACAUCAAACUACUCCAGCUUAGUCCUAAGUAGAAAAAAAUAAUGCUGGCGGGAAACCUGGGUGUAACUCCGCGUCGAGAACCUCCCUUAGCUUUAACAACUAUAGAAGGUUGUUGUUUUUUUUUUCAAAUCCAUCAGAUAGUGAUAAGGCAUCAAAGGUUUUUAGUGCAUUUUGUCUGGGACUUAAACGGAUUGACUUUCAAGCAUGGAAUGCUUGCCAAGGGCAAUUUAUGACCUCAUUUAUUUAGCUGUCAUUUUUCUUCCUUGCAUGUACGGUUUUAAUAUAAGUAGUUAUUCGUGUUUAUUUGCAAUCUUUCUUGAUAGUUCAGUAAUAUAUCUUUCGUGCAUUUAAUAAUUUUAACUACUGGGAGUGUGUCGAAGGACUUGGGUGUGGGACUGAAGGAAACGACAAUUCUGUGUUUGGGAGGCUUAAGAGGAACUGCCACGUUACGGAGCAUUGCGAAAUUGCGACUGAUUCUAGGGCCUUAAAUAAACCUAGAAAAAUAACCAAAAACUUCCACCGUAAAUUCUCAUUUAAAAAUGCUUUAAAUCAUGGGUACAGAAGCCCAUAAAAUGACAGUAAAUACAAGCAGAAGUAUAUAACUCUGUUCCAAUGCAGGAGUUUUGGAGUUCCUAUGCCUGAACUUAACUUAUAUGAUAAAUAUAACCAACAUAGUAUACAAGUGUUGGAUUUCUUCGUUGAAAAAGCUCAUCGUACUUCGUGGCGUUUUAAUAAAGAUUAAAAAUGACAUUUCAUAGGAGGCAAUUUAUGGACUUGAUGUAAUGUGGUUUUUUUAUUUGUGCAAAUUAUCAGGAAACGUUUUCCCCCUGUCAGUUCUGACAACACACCUUAACUUACUGGAAAAUACAGUGAAAACAAAGGCCGAAAAGCUAAGUAGAAGCCGAUUGAGUAGAUUGAAUUAUUUAAUAGAUCAAAUUUUUUUUUACUUGUUUUCCAUCGCGAGAUGCUCGCCGCCACUUGCUUUUUAUUAUUAAGCAACGCUAAAUAAUAUUGUAGCAGAAUAAUCCCCGAUUUUAAAUACCACAGGAGAAAAGUGAUAGGUUAGCCCAUAGUUUAAAAUGUUUAAUUCUGUUGGUUUAAUGUUAUUUAAUUGACGGUUUUGUCGGUAUCAUCUUUUAACUAAUUUCUAUUCGGGUGAUUUAAUUCGUCUAUUUUUCACCUUGGGGCCAUUCACCUGGUCAGUAAUAAUAACAUGUCGUUUUAGACUCAGACCAACUGGUUUUUUCUUUGUACUCAGUAAUGAUGCCGAAUGAUCAGCGACUGAGAUGUUAGAUAAGUAGUAAAGUACCUUCAGACAGUUUUAGCUAAAGAAAAAUAUUUAUAAUUCAACCUACGUUAUGAAAAAUAGAGGAUUGUUGUUUUGGUCUAAAAUAAAAAAAACCCAACAAUUCAAAUUAUGCCACGUACAUACAUUCAUUUAAAUUUUUAGUGGUUUUUUCAUGCCUGGAGGCUAAGCAAGCCACAGAGUUGGCGCUGACUUUGGUUCAGUGCCUUUUAGCAGUCAACCUCAAAGAAACAUUACAAAGCACAGGAUGGUCAAGCACUAAUCCAUCUCGUUGCUCUCUCCAAGAAAUACGAUAUGAUUGUCUUAAUAAAAAUGAAACUGACAUUACUUAACUUUCGUACAAUAUUUAUUCUGGACUCUUUUAUUUAACUUUAUCAAUAUUAAUUGUUCAAGAGGACUGUAUUUGUUUUAUUAUUAGAGAAUUAAGCUAUUUGAAAAAUUAUAUCGGUGAGCUAAUUUGUCAGUCAAAACGACUAAAAGUGCUAAUUUCAUGCGCUUACGUAAAAUAAGAAAAUUAAGAAAGUUUUUUAUUCUCCUUGUACAAAUUACCUUCAGAACGUCAACCGCGUAAAAGCUACUUGAUGCGCAAGAUCACUACCUUGUAAGUCAGGGGACGCUGCGUAUACAGAAGUUAAAAUGGCAGCAUCACUCAAACUUUGCAAUGAGGUUUUGAUGAAGUACUAUGGAAAACCUGAAGAAGUUUACCCUCUAUAUAUUGUAAUGUGUGUCCUUAAUGGUUUUCUCUCGGUGACCGCUGUUUUUGGAAACGCAAGCCUAAUUUCUGCGCUGAGAAAAACUUUAUCAAUUCCUUCGUCAACGAGAACUCUACUUUGGUGCUUGGCGAUAACAGACCUUACUACUGGGUUACUAGGUCAUCCACUCUACAUCGCCGUAAUUUCAAAAGUUCGGCAAAAUUAUAGCUGCGAGAACGUUCAUGAAAUUUUGCUAGCAUUUUUCCUGAUACAAGCUUCGUUAAGUGGUUGCUCAUUAAUGGCGGUGACUUUCAUCGGAGUGGAUAGGUUUCUUGCAAUUUAUUUGCAUCUUAGAUACAAUGAACUAGUCACUACAAAGCGAAUAAUCACCGUGGUACUUGCGUCGUGGACUUUUUCCCUGGCUACCAUUUUUAUAUGUGUCUUCUGGUAUUUUAAAGUUGGAGAAGUGGUUUUGCUUAUUGUUGCUUACUGCUCCACGGUUUUGCUCAGUAUCAUAUAUAUUAAACUUUUUCUCGUCGCUCGUCAACACGCAGCAAGCAUAAACAGCCAGGCACAAGUGGCAAUGCAUCUGUCAAGUUUCACAAGCAUGGCUCGAAUCAAGAACUUAGCCAUCAAAACCUUUUACGUAUAUCUUGUAUUCUUACUGUGUUAUUGUCCAUAUUUAAUCACCUUAACUCUGUUGCUAGUGAGUCCUCAGCCGAAUGCAGCUAUGAAGGGAGCCAUACAACUUACAACAGUUCUAGUGCUGCUCAAUUCAUCGUUAAAUCCAGUCGUUUUCGGUUGGAAAAUGAAAGAAGUUCGACAGAUUGUUAAGAAUGAUUUCCAAAAGUUCAUUUUUUGGAAAGCUGAAGAUGUGUAAUCGAGGGAACAUGCAGAAAAGUUUACGUUUCUUUCCGGCAUUUAACUAAGCGAAUAGGGUCCUGAGCGCUUCCGUAUGAAGUUAAAAUCAAAUGAGCUGACAUCAACGUUCAAUAAAAUUUAUAACUUAACCCAGUAAAGGACAGAGGACAUCUUUGCUCUCAAAAACAAAUUAUAUAUUUAAACAUGCUUUUUUUCUUUUUUAAAUUUAUAUCUCCUGAUUACUAGUUGUAAGUAAUCCGGUUUCAAUAAACAGUUGAGAAAAUGUAAUUUACAUUGAAGGCACACGCACGUUAGACUAGCAAAAAAAAGGAGGAGACAGACAUCGCAGGUUUAUGCUUAGUGCUUAUACCGCAAACGAUAUGCUUUUUUUAACUUUGACGGAACGUUCGUUCAUCCAAUGACAAGUAAUUUAUUAGCUUCCCAAAAGUAUUCUAAUUAGCUGUCAAGUUCUCCUUUUUAAUCAAAGCGGAUUAUUUAUAUUUGUUUACAGCCUUCCUUAGAAAAUCGUCUUUGCUAUUUUUAUUUUGUAAGUUGUAGAAGUUGUGCCCUGAAAAAAAAAAAAAUGACAUGAUAGUGGUAUCAUUCCUCCUUUAAAAAAAAAUUAGAAGCAAGUAGAGUUCCGCGCCAAAUAGCACUUUUUUUGGUAGUCAAAAUUCAGCUGGUUGAAGAUCUUCAGAUGGGAAUUAAUUACUAACUAUUUCUAGAAUUUCAAGUACAGGUGGUUGGAUGGAAAGGCUGAGAAAGAAAACUGAAGGAGACUAGGAAAAACCACUGUUGACGGGCAAAGUGAAGUUCGCUGGCUAAAUCACAGAAGCGUUAAGCCAGUUUAAUUUUUUAGCAGUUUUGUGUCCGUCAAGGGUUGGUGUAAGAGAUAGCGAUUCAGUGGGGAUUCGGCCGUAAAUUGCUUUAAAAACGCUUUUAUUAUGCGGUCGCGGAUUGAGUUCAAGAGGGGACAAAAGGCGGGUGUUUUAAUUACCCAUCUUAUUAAGCUGGAAGCUGGACUUCUUCUCCAGGUAGUGGGAAACAGCUUUUCUUUUGCCAGUAACUUCAAAAAGAGAAGGCCUCGUUUUAUAAUCAUGUUUCGCCAAUAACUGUCUUUGGAGGCCCCUGGAAAAUGGCCGAUCUUUUCGAUUUGUUUUGCUCGUAUUUUUAGUAUUGUUAUCAAUGAUUCCUGCUAAUCAGUGUUACUUUCCUAUUAAGCAGAAAAUGCAUUUAAGAAUAUUCAUUAUACAUAUCCGGGAAUUGAUAUCAUUGCUGCCUUUCUAAAAUGUCUUGUUGGAAUUAAACUAACACUUAGUGUACGCCAUUGUGAUAGCUGUUAAGACCUGUGAGAAUAAUUCAUUCUUAGUGAAGGGUUUUUUGCAUCUAGUCAAAAACAUUUGGUUUUAACUUUCGCAAACACCAAAGGUUUUUUUAUUUAGUCAAGAAUUUUUUCUCAACUCUAGAGUACUUACGCUGGCUUCCACCUCAAUCAAGAAUUUUUUUCAUCCGAUUGGGAUCUAAUAUUGAUCAAAAGCGUCAAAAGGAGCCCAUCAAGCAAUGCUUACUUUAGAACAUGGUCUCACCAGGAAGCUAAAUCAUUUGAUCUUAAUGUAGCUCAUUGUUUUGCACAGACCUAAAGUAUCUACUGUCGAACCUCUCUACUAUGGCCAACUUGGGGGCAGAAUAAAGUUGCUGUUUUGGAGAGGUGGCCGUUAUGCGGAGGUAAUGGUUUAAUAUGACAGUUUUUGUAGGGUCCGAGUACAACCUGUUAAUUGUGCCAAGUUCGACAUCCCACAAGGGUAAUCCAAUCAUAAAAACUUUGAUAUAUAGAGCUAAAAUCAGAUACAAAAAAAAUUUACAAAUCAUUUUUCGAAUCAAAACGUUUACAUGACCAAACCAGCAAGGCUCGCAACAUUCGCUAUAAGUUUUGCAGACAAUUUUUGCUUACUGUAGCAUUAUUAAAUGGAACACAAUCAAACGAUUGCCACGAUCAUCAACGCGCCAUACAGAUCAAAUUACGUAACCAUUCAGGACCUCAGUCGCUGAAAAAACUGGCCGUUUGGCGAGAGGUUAUUUUGGCAUUUGAGGACGCGCUGUAGUGGCUGUUGCGGUUGUGGAGAGGGUUAAACAAGAACCAAUGUAUGGACUGUCCGCCGGGACAACAAGAGAGUGACCGUUGUAGACAGGUGGUCGUUGUGGAGACGUGGCCGGCGUUAGCGGAGGUUCGACUAUAUAUUAUUUUCAAUAACUGGAAGAGUAGGUCACUAAAGUGGAAAAGGGGGUGACCUGAUCUUCCACCCCAGUGGACAAAAAAAUACACAGUUGGUUCUAAAACAACAGAACUGUGCAUUCAUGCGCAUGUCUUGGCUUCUCGGCGCUACGCGCUCUGUCAUUGUGGUAGAACACCUUGGAGUUCAGUUAUUAUUGCGUAGGACAUCAGGGGAACGCAACCUAGACUCAACACCCAAGAAUCCUGGCCACCCACAUUAAGCAGAAGGAAACUUGAUUUCUGGUAGUUCGGGUCAAUUACCGCAAACGGAAAUACACCAUAGACCUUGGACGUCUCGUUCCUAGAGCCUGUCGUUUCUUUAAGUCCCAUUCGAACGAGCGCUCAUAGUAACGGAUGCUGCUACUGUCGGAACCCUACUAUACCUCAUUGCUAAGAAGAUUAGCGAGAAAAUAAUUUUUCAAGCCGGCUACCUUCAAAUGUCAGUCUAUACGUGACGAAUUGCGGAUCUUUGGUGGUACUGAGUUCCACACUAUUUACCUUUAUAGGUAUAGCUGACAGCGCCGUGCGGCACAAAUGGAUGAGAUUUUAUUAUUUAAGGUUGUUGUUAAUCGUGUUGUUAUACUUGUGAGUUUCAGAUCUCUUUUGAAGCAUGUUUACCUGAUAGGUCAGUGCCUGGUUGGUCAUACACUUAAAUAUCUGUACAGCGUCUCUUAAAUCCUAAAAGAUUCAGGUACCGGAAGAAACUUUAAUUCUUUUAGUGUCGGUGAUAUAAAAUCAUAUUUUUCUUCCCUUUCGCCCAAUAUUAUAGUGUAGCGGCGAAGUUCUGAACAAGCUAAAGUUUAGCACUGGUCGAUUUGCUACUGCUCGACCACACAGGAGAACAGCUUCGUAAAAACAGGUGAGUUUAUUGAAAUAAAGAGCUUUGGUUUUGAAAAAAAAUUGGCGAAUUCCUCUUACCACCGCCAGCUUGCUCAUAAGUUGCAAGCUCAUUCUCUCUUGAGAAAACUAAUCAGUUAAACCAAGUAAGUUGAAUAAAUAUGCCUUUCUUUGGCAUCGAUUAUAUAUACAUUGAUGUUUAUCCACAGCGAUUUGAAAAUGGACCUUUUGGCAAAAUCGACCGAGAUUUAGCAUGUCUUAAGCUCACUUUAACUACGGUCAGGUGCGGCCACAGCUUCUGCCGCCCUAGUAGACAACAUGGCGACCAUCUUGUAGUGCUAUUUUGUGUCUAUUUUGCUUUAUAAAAACGUUCUCGGAAUGUUAGCAAUAAACAAACUUUACCGCUAUUUGCAUGUACUUUGAGACUAUAGUUCAUCUACUGUUUUAGCCACGUGGCGUGACUUUNUAGUGUCGGUGAUAUAAAAUCAUAUUUUUCUUCCCUUUCGCCCAAUAUUAUAGUGUAGCGGCGAAGUUCUGAACAAGCUAAAGUUUAGCACUGGUCGAUUUGCUACUGCUCGACCACACAGGAGAACAGCUUCGUAAAAACAGGUGAGUUUAUUGAAAUAAAGAGCUUUGGUUUUGAAAAAAAAUUGGCGAAUUCCUCUUACCACCGCCAGCUUGCUCAUAAGUUGCAAGCUCAUUCUCUCUUGAGAAAACUAAUCAGUUAAACCAAGUAAGUUGAAUAAAUAUGCCUUUCUUUGGCAUCGAUUAUAUAUACAUUGAUGUUUAUCCACAGCGAUUUGAAAAUGGACCUUUUGGCAAAAUCGACCGAGAUUUAGCAUGUCUUAAGCUCACUUUAACUACGGUCAGGUGCGGCCACAGCUUCUGCCGCCCUAGUAGACAACAUGGCGACCAUCUUGUAGUGCUAUUUUGUGUCUAUUUUGCUUUAUAAAAACGUUCUCGGAAUGUUAGCAAUAAACAAACUUUACCGCUAUUUGCAUGUACUUUGAGACUAUAGUUCAUCUACUGUUUUAGCCACGUGGCGUGACUUUGGGCAGUUUUUAUCUAAUCGGCCUUUAGGGCCUUACAUCUUGAAUGUAGUCGGCAUUUUAGUUUCAUUUGAAGUUGAAGAGGAAAUAGAGCAGUGCCUUGAACUGCUUUCGCCCCAUGGCCAACGGACUCAACCUCAAAUUAACUUUCUAGUCAAUUGUCAGUUAGUUUAAAAAGGUUAUAUGCAUUCCGCGCCGUGCUUUGUCUUUUUUAGUUCUGUACACGGUGAGUUUUCUUUUUGUUGCUGCAAACUAAAGAAUGGUUAGAUGAAAUUAGGUCUAGACAGAAAUGAAAAGAGAAUUGUCGUCUUAAUAAGAAUAGCUCAAACAAAUAAAAUAACAGCAGGUUGGCUUAAAAAAAGAAACUUUCUACUAAGUUAAAAAUAAAUAAAUUUAUCAAAAGAAGGACUGAAAUAAUGAAGCCAUUGGGGAGAAAUUCUCAAUCAAUUGCCUACUGUGAAAUCUCUCACUGAAAAUGACCAUUUUGAUAGCUUUGGUUUGUAAUGCGUGUUGCUAAUGAAAUUGAGAGGAUGAACAUGCCGGCCGGUUAAUAAAUUUUGCAAGUUAUUAAAUUCACGACAGCAUCAAAUAAAGUGACAGAUAAAAUCUCACAGUUAACUUGAACUUAAUAAUAUAAAUUCGCGACACAAAGAAGAUUGAACGUACGUUUCAAUUCGUAUUAAUUCAGUGUUAUGAUUCACAGCGUUACGAAAAUAAUACAGAUUCACCACCUUGCUAUUCCUCUCCUAUGGUUGCAGACCCUUGUUACUUCUUUCUAUUAUCUUAAAACAAGCCACAGGAUAUACGAAUUUCAAUUUCAAUUUUUCAUUUUGUAUUCCAGCUCCCUAUUAAGAACUUAUCAUAAUGCAAUCACUAUUAUUGCUGUAAAACACUUCUUCACUGAUAUUACAGCCUCAUUGCUAUGUAAACAAGUAAAUUAAAUCAGCCGCAAUGUAGCCUUCAUAUAAGAUUUCAGCAAUUGACAUUACCGCCAAAUUUUGCGGAAAACAGCGCAAAGAAAGAGCUGAAGAAAGCGUGUCGCACUCUGAUCUGACUCUGGCCUGACCAUCUUCUUUAAGGGCAAGAAGCGCAGUUAAAAAUGGAUAGUUCAUUACAAUUGUGCAAUGUUAUUCUGGAAAAGUAUUACGAAAGACCUGAAGAAUUGGACACACUGUUUAAGAUGAUGCUGGUAUUAAAUGGUUUGUUCUCUUUCACCGCAGUUCUGGGAAACUUGAGUAUAAUUUUCGCGCUAAAGAAAGCUUCAUCUAUUCCUUCCUCAACGCAGAUUCUUCUAAAGUGUUUAGCUGUAACAGAUCUUGGCAAUGGCGUUCUUGGUCACCCACUUUACAUGGCUGUUAUUUCAAGACUUCGACAAAGUUACACCUGUGAAAAUAACCACCAAAUUCUAUUAGCAUUUUUACUUAUAGAAACUUCGUUAUGUAGUGCCUCGUUCAUAACUGUAACCUUCAUCGGAGUAGACCGUUUUCUUGCAAUUUCCUUACAUCUUAGAUACAAUGAGCUAGUGACUCCAAAGCGAGUAGCUGCCACAGUGCUCGCGUCGUGGAUAGUUGUUUUAGCUACCACUAUCAUAAGUGCCUUCUGGUUUUUGAAUAUUGGGGAGAUGUUGAUCCUUAUUAACGGAUAUAUCAGCACUCUUCUAGUCAGCAUCAUAUACAUUAGACUUUUUUCCGUCGCUCGCCGACACGUAGCAAGUAUAAACAGCCAAGCUCAAGUAACAGCGCAUCUGUCAGGUAUCAGAAAAAUGACCAGAAACAAGAACUUAGCCAUCAAAACGUUUUAUGUGUUUGUUAUAUUCUUGCUGUGUUACUGUCCAUACUUAAUCUGUUUAACAGUGUUGUUACUCAGUUCUCAGCCCAAUGCGGCGAUAAAGGGAGCCGCACACCUAACGUUGGUUUUAUGGAUGCUUAAUUCAUCGUUAAAUCCAGUGGUGUUCGGCUGGAAACUAAAAGAAGUUCGUCAAAUCGUUAAUAAUGAUUUCAAAAAAUUAUUCCUUGUAAAUCGAACG
Porites evermanni is the source of this 9774-nucleotide messenger RNA. The record is from the annotation of a GenBank genome assembly. NCBI's taxonomy places the organism in Eukaryota, Metazoa, Cnidaria, Anthozoa, Scleractinia, Poritidae.